Messenger RNA from Mugil cephalus (flathead mullet), 2530 nucleotides. It is a transcript of the gene lsg1, whose product is annotated as large 60S subunit nuclear export GTPase 1. Gene Ontology annotation, biological process: ribosomal subunit export from nucleus. The coding region runs from base 336 to 2201 and encodes 621 amino acids. The record is from RefSeq and is a predicted model, not a curated record. The transcript has 14 exons. NCBI's taxonomy places the organism in Eukaryota, Metazoa, Chordata, Actinopteri, Mugiliformes, Mugilidae. Gene Ontology annotation, cellular component: cytosol. Gene Ontology annotation, molecular function: GTP binding; GTPase activity.
ACGUAAUCAUCGCUGUCUAUUAUAAACUGAUUUAAUAAUGUAUGUUAAUGAUUUAAGAAAGGAAUUACUUCGCUUUUUUUAAAAAAAAAAAAAAAACAAAACAAAACACAAACAAAAAAACGCCUAUUUGUUUAUGGAAAAGGCUUAUUCAAUUUUCAAAACAGGUCCGUUGCAACUCUCAGGAUAUGUGAUCACAGUGGUCUGUCCCACUUCCGCUCUAUACGACAACAACGUAGUGCACAUGGAGCUGAGUAGCUAGCAAGGGAGUCAGAUUAGUUCGGGGACACAUUUAUAUUACCGUAUUGUUUUGUCAAGUGAUAACAUCAGAAGUUACUAUGGGUAAGAAGAAAGCUGGCGGAGGAGGCGGACUGGGCAGAGCCCUGAUUAAGGAGAGACUUCAGGCAAACCGAGGAAACAAGAAGGCCGACUCGUGGCUUCACACCAGUGAACUGAAUGAUGGGUAUGAUUGGGGACGGCUGAACCUGCAGUCAGUGACGGAACAAAGCUCCAUGGAUGAUUUUCUGGCCACUGCUGAACUGGCAGGAACAGAGUUUGUUGCUGAGAAACUCAAUAUCAAGUUUGUGCCAGCUGAAGCUAGAGCAGGCUUAUUAACAGCAGAGGAGAAAAACAGGUUGAAGAAGCUGCACAAAGACAAUGAGCAUUUCCUUAGAAUUCCUAGACGCCCUCACUGGGACGGAAGUACCAGUCCAGAAGUCCUUCAGCAGGCAGAGAAAGAUAGUUUCUUGGAGUGGAGGCGAGAACUUGCCCAACUGGAAGAGGAACAGAAAUUAAUUCUCACCCCAUUUGAGAGGAACCUUGAAUUCUGGAGACAGCUGUGGAGGGUGAUUGAGAGGAGUGAUAUUGUCGUUCAAAUUGUUGAUGCCAGAAAUCCCAUGCUGUUCAGAUGUCUUGACCUGGAGUCGUAUGUGAAAGAGGUUUCAGGGGAUAAGGUGAACAUGCUUCUUGUGAACAAAGCUGACCUGCUGACCAGGGAGCAGAGGCGAGCCUGGGCCAAACACUUUGAGAAAGAGGGACUGAGGGCAGUUUUCUGGUCUGCCCUGGUUGAAGGCGAGAGGCUGGAUGCAGAGGAAAAGGGCAUGGAAAUGGGCAAUCCAGAGAGUGUAGAGAGUGAUAUCGAAGAAGAAGGAGAGCCAGAUAAUGGAGACUCCAGACAGAAAGAGCCAGAUAUAGAGGAGGAGGAGGAAGAAAACGUUACUGUAGAUGAGGAGGACUGGCACACCUGUUCAGAAGACGAGGAAGAAGCAGAGAAAGGAACUGCUGGUUCGUCAAAUGAAUCUUUCCACAACUCCAGCCGACUGCUCCGCAAGGAUGAGCUGCUGAACAUAUUUAAGUCCGUUCACGAUGAUCCCAAGUGCAAGGAAGGACAACUGACAGUGGGACUGGUCGGGUAUCCUAAUGUGGGAAAGAGUUCGACCAUCAACACUAUCUUGAGGAACAAGAAGGUGUCUGUUUCAGCCACUCCUGGACACACUAAACACUUUCAGACCUUAUACGUGGAGCCAGGCCUGUGUCUCUGUGACUGCCCUGGUCUCGUCAUGCCCUCAUUUGUUUCUACCAAAGCUGAGAUGAUCUGCUCUGGGAUUUUGCCCAUCGACCAGAUGAGAGAUCACGUCCCUGCCGUCUCCCUUAUUUGUCAAACAGUCCCUCGGCAUGUGUUAGAAGGCACCUAUGGCAUCAACAUCAUCAGACCACGAGAAGAUGAAGAUCCUGACCGGCCCCCAUCCUCAGAGGAGCUGCUCAUGGCUUAUGGAUACAUGAGAGGUUUCAUGACUUCACAUGGCCAGCCUGAUCAGCCCAGAUCAGCGCGGUACAUCCUGAAGGAUUAUGUCAACGGCAAGCUUCUGUACUGCCAUCCUCCUCCUCAUAUUAAAGCUGAAGAUUUCCAGCCACAGCACAGCAAGUUCCAGAGACGAGACCUAGAAAACUGUGACCUCUCCACAAACAACCCACGGAAAAUCAAGAGAAUUGAAAACGUAGUUGAUAAGAACUUCUUCCAUCAGGAGAAUGUGCGGGCACUUUCCAAAGGAGUUCAGUCUGUCAUGGGCUACAAACCAGGCAGUGGACCCGUCGGCCCAGGUAAAGCUGAAUCGGAGACAGCGGUGGGCAAACCCUGGAAAAAACAUGGCAACAGGAACAAGAAAGAGAAAGUGCGUCGGAUUACUAAGCACCUAGAUGCCUGACCUGAACUGACCUGAUGAUGUGAUAUCAAAGCUUUUGAAAUUACUGAUCUGUUCUGCUGGCGUGGAAAAGUACAACUCACAUGUGAUAGCAUGGGGAUUAAUAUUGAGAAGACUGUAGGUAGAUAAAGGCCUCUUAAUCUUCCGAGUAUGGAAAGGUCAGGUUGUCUUGAUAUUAAGUAACGAGAUGCACAGUCUGUCUUGUACUGCUCUGGUUUGGAGAUCACAUUGGUCCAAUUCAUUCCAUUAACUGGAUCACCUGUUGCACAGCAACUGACGGACUCAACAUCCACAGUGUGACAAAUUUAUAAUAAAGUACCGUCAUAUUCAAA